UGCUAUCUAUCUAUGAUAUCAAUCAGCCACCCAUCCAUAUCCCUAAUAUUGUGUUUUGUUUGCAAUUGCAAAUGUAUCCCCCUCCUCUAUUGCAGCAGCAGCAGCAUGUUUGUUUUAUGUUUAGGGGUCCAUGUUGUCGUGUAAAAACAGAUCAUCAUCAGAAGCAAAAGCAGCAGCGGUAUGCAGUAUCGAUGAGAGGCAAAUCGGAAAUGAGAUUGGCCAGAGACAGAGUUAUAGAUUUCGGAAAAUACAAGGGGAAGAUGCUGGGAAGCCUUCCGUCAAGGUACCUGAGGUGGAUAUCAAAAAACUUACGAGCACGGGAUUUUGAGGAGUGGGCAAAUCUUGCAGACCAAGUCCUUCAAGACCCAAUUUACGGAGACCGCAUCGAGUGGGAGUUCGCUUUCAAUGUAUUGAAUGGCAACAACAACACUACUGCUAGAUCCAGUGGAGCAGAUUGUGAACUCCAGGAGAUAAGCGAGAGGUUUGGUUGGGAUAACAAUGACAAGGUUGGUUGGAGCAAAGUUGAUUUCGACCUUCUCGGCACUUCUAAAGGAGGGAGAAUUCCCAGACUCAGUCAUGAAGCCACCACAGACACCCAACCUAACGACCCACCACCUACUUCUACUUCUACUGCUAAUAGGACUAAGAGGAUGGAGAGAAGAGAGAGACAGAAAAUCAGAUUGAGGAUCAAUAACACACAUAAAAAUGAAGCACAACGGCACUUUGAAGAAGAAGAAGAAGAAGAGGAAAACAACUUCAAUUACAGCAACCCAUUCCCUGGACGUCAAUCUCUUCUCCGUAAGGCCAUCAACCACCGCACUCAACUCGAAUACUAAUUUUCGAUAUCUUUCUUUUCUUCUUUUCUAACAUCAGUAUCUGUUGUAAUUCACUACUAAUAAUUGUUAUUCCACUAUUUUUUUUUCUUCUUUUUUUACUGCCUUUUUGUUAGGAAUUUGAUUCCUCUUAUUUAUGGUUUAUGGUUUUUGUUAGGAAUUUGAUUCCUCUUAUUUAUGGUUUA
Molecule: messenger RNA, 1018 nt
Organism: Cicer arietinum (chickpea)
Lineage: Eukaryota; Viridiplantae; Streptophyta; Magnoliopsida; Fabales; Fabaceae
Cellular component (GO): plastid
Source: RefSeq, a predicted model, not a curated record